This is a messenger RNA of Xiphophorus hellerii (green swordtail), 2281 nucleotides long. RefSeq names its product aldo-keto reductase family 1 member B1. The record is from RefSeq and is a predicted model, not a curated record. The transcript has 8 exons. Gene Ontology annotation, molecular function: oxidoreductase activity. The coding region runs from base 1160 to 2206 and encodes 348 amino acids. Lineage: Eukaryota; Metazoa; Chordata; Actinopteri; Cyprinodontiformes; Poeciliidae.
GAUGCCUUCGUAAAUAUAUCCACUUCCAAGAAGAAACGAUGAUUAAAAUGAGAGCAGCACUGAUAAAGUCUCCGUCUGAAACUUGAAACCAUGAAGGGAAGAACAAACCAGAGAGAAGGAAGUCUGGAGCAGCUUGGGGAUCUAACAAACCGGCAUCCUGUGGAGUGACUUGGGUUCUGCUGAGUUUGGGUCAAAGUUCACAUGUCCUCUCUGAGACAAUCUCAGUCUUUUCGUGUGUGAUGAGAAGCUGCAGCAGCCAAUCAGCUUCCAGUUAGGAAAGUUGGAAAAUCAACAAUGGAGAUUUCCUGGGACAGAUGUCCAUAUAAGGUCAUACCUGCUUUAGUGGGCGUGGCUCAAAAACACCAGUGGAUAGGCUGACUGCGAUUUGUUUCUUAUAAAAUAUUCAUAAAAUAUCAUAGAAACAACCUUUAUUUUCCCAGAGAGAUGUUAACACUUCCAAAAGUUAAACAUUUAUUUAAAAAUGCAAGACUAACAAUAAAAUAAUAAUAUAUUGUUCAGGAUUAUAACUAUUAUGUAAUUGUGUAUUUAGCAGAAACAGAAAUAUCGUACUCCAAUGUGCAACUGAGUGUAUGUUUUUUUAAUUGUUUAUUUAUGAAUCUUUAUAUAACCAGGUAGAAACCUGCUGAGGCCAAAGUCUGUUACCAUGGUUACCAGGGUGAAAGGUCAUGGAAAAGAUAGCAGGCUGUUUCCACUUUAGUGAACAUGAAUAAAACCUCUAACUGCCUCUGCUGGCCAACUGAAGACAUUACAGCGCAGACACAUGCACUGUCAUCUGACUGCCCUGCAUGCGCGUGUGUGUGUGUGUGUGUUUGUAAUAUCUAGAAAUGAAUGGAAGUCAAUGGAAAGUCCCCACAAAGAUAGCCACGCAAACAUGUGUGUGUGUGUCCUGCUGCAAGUUUAAAGCCAAUGACCUUUGAACCCAGCCGGUACACUCCUGUAUUUACUCAUAAAUAGUUGCUGGAGGAGCAAAACUUUGACCUUUGCCCUAUAAUGAACUUCCUGUUUGAUAAAACCAGAGAGAGACACAGAGAGAAGGAACAAACGGGGUCAGAACCAAACAAAAUCAGGCCAGAAAAGAAGAAGAGAGGAAGAAGAGGAACGCUGCCGUAGCAACUGAAGCAACAGCAGCAACAGCAGCAUGGAGCGGCAGCAGGACAGACACGUUCAGCUGAAUGAUGGCAACCGCAUGCCGCUGCUGGGCCUGGGGACAUGGAAGGCCUUCCAUCAGGCGCCCGUCCAGCCCGCUGUGGAGGCCGCCAUCGCCGCCGGUUACCGCCACAUCGACACCGCCUUCAGCUACGGGAACGAGGUGGAGAUUGGCAAAGCGCUGCGCUCCAAGAUGGAGCAGGGCAUCAUCCGGCGGGAGGACGUGUUCGUCGUCACCAAGCUGUGGUGCACGCACUUUGAGCCCGAGGACAUUCCCGUCUGCCUCAACCGCUCCCUGCAGGACCUGCAGCUGGACUACCUGGACCUGUACCUCAUCCACUUCCCCGUCGGCUUCAAGGUCAGAUCAGAGAAAUCGGGAGACGAUCUGUUUCCAAGGAAGGACGGGAAGAUUGUGACGUCGGACACGGACUACGUGGACGUGUGGCGGGGUCUGGAGGCGCUGCAGGCUGCCGGCAGGGUGAGGAGUAUCGGCGUGUCCAACUUCAGCGUCCUGCAGCUGGAGCGCCUGCUGGCCCUCUGCAGGGUUCCUCCUGCUGUCAACCAGGUGGAGCUCCAUCCCUACAUGGUCCAGAAGGAUCUGGUCGAGUACUGCAGGUCCAAAAAAAUCGCGCUGACGGCCUACAGCCCCUUUGGCUCCCCUGGAAGACCCUCAGAGUUGAAGAGAGGCGAGGCCGACCCCCACAAGCUGCUGCAGGACCCGGUGGUCGCCGCCAUCGCAGGGAAGCACCGCCGCAGCCCGGCACAGGUUCUGCUGAGGUUUCAUGUGCAGCAGGGUAUCCCAGUCAUUCCUAAAAGUGACAAACCUCAUCACAUCCUGGAGAACACUAAGGUAGAGCCCAACAGAACCGGUCCAGAACCGCUCCUAGGACCGUUUCCUCAGAUCCUCCCAGAGAGCCCCCGCCUCGGCCCAAAGCUUCCUGUCAGAGAUUCAUUCAGCUACCGAGAACGACCGGGAGGAAACCCAACGGCGAGACGCGCCUGCCAACCCCGCCGCCGGGCAUGCCGACCCCGUCGCUAGACAUGCCGACCCCGACCCCAUUGCUAGACAUGCCGACCCCAACCCCAUUGCUAGACAUGCCGACCCCGACCCCAU